Molecule: messenger RNA, 907 nt
Organism: Daphnia magna
Lineage: Eukaryota; Metazoa; Arthropoda; Branchiopoda; Diplostraca; Daphniidae
Exons: 2
Coding region: 77-907 (276 amino acids)
Biological process (GO): DNA integration
Molecular function (GO): nucleic acid binding
Source: RefSeq, a predicted model, not a curated record
GUUAUGGGCCCAGUGCUAUAAUAUUCACCGCACAUCUAUUAUUUCAAGAACAUUCCUGUUGCUUGCCAAGACCAGCAUGUCAGUUUUCACUGCGAAGGAUGUUGCCCACGGAGCUCGAAGGAUGUUGCUCAACGGAGCCAACUUCCAAGUAUGGAAGUUCCAGACAUGCCUGAUGCUUCGCAAUCACAGCUUGAUGGAUCUAGUAAUUGGAACAGAAGCUAAACCAGAUCCAAUCGUGGCUUCAGGCGUCACCACCAAUCAAGCAGCAAUCACCAGUUGGAAGCAAAAGGACAACACAGCACAGUUACUGAUUUCAUCCACCAUCUGCUCUGACCAACAACGUUCCCUCAUUACCUGUACAUCAGCCACAGAAAUGUGGAAACGAGUCAUCAGUCAGUUCGAACAAUCUGCUGCAGAAAACAAAAUGUUUCUUCUUCAACAGUUCCUGAACUACCAGUAUAAGGAAGGUCACGAUAUCUCCAGUCACGUCACGGCCAUUGAAUUAAUGGCCAGCCAACUACAAGAUGUCGGAUCUCCAGUUUCGGACGACCAGGUCAUCACCAAAAUUGCUUCAACUCUUCCUCCCUCUUACCGACACGAGACUAGUGUGCCGCAAAUCCCUCAGCAGAAUGGAGUAGCGGAAAGGCAGAUGCGGACUAUAGUAGAGAUGGCCAGAAGCAUGCUACAUGGAGCAAAUCUUUCAACUGAGCUCUGGGCGGAGGCAUCAAACGCAGCAGUUUAUAUUCUUAACGGUAUCAUAUUCAUGGAAACUUCUAAAAACAGCGUACCCAUCAAAAUUGUAAGAGCGGAAAUCCACACGCAAGGUGAUCAGAUUCCUUUAGAUUGUCCUAAAUUGACCCCUAGUACCACAACAAUCACUUGUCCGGCGGUUAAUCAGUCACAGUAA